AAUUUAAUGCAUAAAAAAAUUAGAAUCAGUCAACUCGAGCAUGACUUAAACACCUCUCGGCAUCUAAUUAAAAGGAGAUUCUCCUCUUGAUUUCUUCAUCUCUCCUCGGGCCAAAAACAAAAUGAGCAGCAGCAGCGACAAAUAUCUCUCUCUCUCAAACUUAUCUUUAUUCACACCUCUGCACCUCUCCUUCCUGUUCCUCCAUCUCACCAUCCUUGUAACCGGGGAUUCACCACCACCUUACGACCCUGUUGAUAGCAUAGCGCUUGAUUGUGGUUCAUCCUCCCAGAGUUUUGUAAGCGGUAGGCAAUGGACUGCAGACAUCAACUCAAAAGUGGCCCUUCUAGAUCAAGACAGCCCCUCAUCAAAUUCCACUGCAAAUGGUGCCUCCACUAGCUCUGUACCAUAUCAUACUGCUCGUGUCUCUCACUCCCAAUUCACCUACACAUUUCCUGUCAAAACAACAGGACCUAAGUAUGUUCGCCUCUAUUUCAAUCCAGCUUCCUACACUGGUUUCAACAGGUCUAAAGCAUCUUUUUCUGUCACAGCCGGUCGCUAUACCUUUCUUAGCAACUUCAGUGGCAUCCAUUACACUGACCCUCUUGGUGAACGAGGUUACGCCAGAGAAUUCAUCUUAAAUGUUGAAGGUGAGCAGAAAAAUUUGAGCGUAGCGUUCACGCCAAGUCCUCAUGUAGCUGGUGCAUAUGCGUUCAUCAACGGGAUUGAAAUCGUAUCCAUGCCCACCAAUCUUUAUUACACGACUGCGGGUGACCCAGGUCUGCAUUAUGUUGACAAGGACUUCCAUUCUCCCCUUCAAAAAGAAACUGCUUUAGAGCUUAUGUACCGAAUAAAUGUGGCGGCGAAUUACAUCGAACCCAACAAAGACAGUGGCAUGUUUCGAAGUUGGCUAAACGACGUGGAUUACUUGACGGAUGCUAGACCGAGCGUUUAUCAAUAUAAUGGCACUAUUCAACUUCAGUAUAAUAACCUCACUCGCUAUGCUGCACCUGAUGCACUCUAUCGAACUGCUAGGACCAUGGGGAACGAUACGACUGUAAAUAAGGAAUACAAUAUGACUUGGGAGUUUCCGGUCCAAUCGACAUUCACCUAUUUUGUUAGGCUUCAUUUCUGUCAGUUUAUACCGAUUAUUUCGCGGGAAGGCGAUCUAAUCUUUCAAAUAUAUAUCGCUAAUCAAACUGCCGAGCUUUACGCAGAUAUAAUUUCUUGGGCUGAUGGAAAUGGGGUUCCCAUAUACAAAGAUUAUGGCGUGAUGAUGCACGCCGGAGGAAUCGAGGAGGUACAGAAUUUGUCGAUUGCAUUGCACCCUAGUCCACAGUCAUUCAGUUUCCCUGAUGCAAUGUUGAAUGGAGUUGAAAUCUUCAAAUUGAGCAAAUCAGACAAUCUUUCCGGACCAAAUCCUGGUGUAUUGAUGGAUAGCCCCAUUAGUAAUACUCCUCCUAGCGCGACAUCAACAAAACCAAAGCAUAGUCGAAGAGGAAUAGGCACCAUUAUAGGUGCUGCUGUUUCGGGUUUUGUUGUCGUCUCUUUCCUAUUUUUCUUGAUUUUCUGGAGAAGAGUCCAAAAACUCAAGGACUGGGUUUCCGGUGAUGGAGCUUCAAAGUUAAGCCCUCUCGUUUCCUGGCCAACAAAGUCAAUAGAGACCCAGAGGUCAUCUCUACCUUCUGAUCUUUGCCACCAUUUCUCGCUAGCUGAGAUCAUAGCAGCUACAAACAACUUCGACGAUUCGUUCAUUAUUGGUGCUGGUGGCUUUGGUAACGUGUACAAAGGAUUAUUUGAUGGUGGAGUCAAUCGUGCUGCGAUCAAGCGAUUGAAUCCAAGUUCACGGCAGGGUGCAACCGAGUUCAGGACAGAGAUCGAGAUGCUCUCCCAGCUUAGAUUCCGCCAUUUGGUUUCUCUAAUUGGUUACUGUAAUGAUAAUAAUGAGAUGAUCCUGGUGUAUGAUUUUAUGGCUCGGGGGACGCUUCGUGAUCAUCUCUACAGAACUGAUAAUCCUCCACUUUCAUGGACUCAACGCCUAGAGAUUUGCAUCGGUGCUGCCCGUGGGUUGCAUUACCUUCACACAGGUGCCAAGCACACUGUCAUUCAUCGUGAUGUGAAGACAACAAAUAUCUUGCUGGAUGAGAAAUGGGUGGCCAAAGUUUCGGAUUUCGGAUUGUCCAAAACAGGCCCUACGAGCACAUCCAAGGGCCACGUGAGCACCGUUGUGAAAGGCAGCAUAGGAUACUUGGAUCCCGAAUAUUGUCAACGCCAGCAAUUGACAGAAAAAUCUGAUGUCUAUUCGUUUGGAGUUGUGUUGUUCGAGGUAUUGUGUGCUAGACCAGCAAUAAACCGAUCAGCAGUGCCAGCAAGUCUAGCAGAGUUGGCUAGACAAAGCCACAGCAACGGAACGAUUAAUGAAAUCAUUGAUCCGUAUCUGGAUGGAAAGAUCUCACCAGAUUGUCUGAAAAACUUUGUUGAUGUUGCAGUGAGAUGCUUGCUCGAGAAUGGAAUCGAAAGGCCAUCGAUGACCGAUGUGGUUUGGGGCCUCGAGUUUGCAUUGCAACUGCAAGAGAGCGCAGAAGAGUAUGUCAAAGGGGCUCAAACUGAGAAAGAAGUUGACAUGGAGAGUCCUCUGAAAGGCUACUCAAUCGAUGACAGCAGUAACUUGUUUAGUACUGGCAGUGAACUAGUUGUGAAUUCCCGCAUUUUGGAAAUGGCAACAACAAGCAGCAGCGACGGACAGAGUUUUCUAAGCAACGAUUCGGAGAAAAUGAUGUCUGGUGCUGUGUUCUCUGAGAUCAUGAACCCAAAGGGGCGAUGAGAAGCAAGCUAGUUAGCAUGCUGUGAUAGUAUAGGCCUAUCGAUGCAUAUGUAUGCAUUACUUGUUUGAAUAAUUUUGGUAGUGAUAAUUACUGUGUCUGAUAGAAUGAUUUUAUUGCAGUACUCUGCAUAUUCAGCAUUAAUUGGAACCAAAUUUUCAUGUUAUUUGA
Messenger RNA from Populus euphratica (Euphrates poplar), 2990 nucleotides. Its product is annotated as receptor-like protein kinase FERONIA. NCBI's taxonomy places the organism in Eukaryota, Viridiplantae, Streptophyta, Magnoliopsida, Malpighiales, Salicaceae. The transcript has a single exon. Bases 122 to 2821 code for a protein of 899 amino acids. The record is from RefSeq and is a predicted model, not a curated record. Gene Ontology annotation, biological process: protein phosphorylation. Gene Ontology annotation, molecular function: transmembrane receptor protein tyrosine kinase activity; ATP binding.